Messenger RNA from Haplochromis burtoni (Burton's mouthbrooder), 5143 nucleotides. RefSeq names its product WD repeat domain 31 (gene wdr31). NCBI's taxonomy places the organism in Eukaryota, Metazoa, Chordata, Actinopteri, Cichliformes, Cichlidae. The record is from RefSeq and is a predicted model, not a curated record. The transcript is spliced from 10 exons. Gene Ontology annotation, molecular function: protein binding. Bases 353 to 1423 code for a protein of 356 amino acids.
UCUCACGUGACCUCGUCCUCGCCUGGUUACGAGAAAGCGUCGCUCCCUGGUCGCUACGGAGGGAGGGAUGGGUGUUUUGUAGUUAAAAAGACACUUUUGUGCACUUUCCCACGCAGUUAGGACAGCGGUCUGUCAUGGCAGUGUGUCGGAAACGGUUCUCUUUUGUUAAAAUAACAACUUUUCCAAGCUUUAACGCGUGCCCGUCUAUGUUCUACUGCCACUAACGCAUUGAUCUUUCUUAGAAUGACAGAUAAAGAUUAGUUAGCAUGCUAGCAAGCUAGCUCCUCAGCCUCUGCAUCACCCAGCGACGACACCUGCCAGUGACAGUGUGACUGCAGGUUCCUAGGCAGACAUGGGCAAACUACAGAGCAAGUUCCGCAAGAGGUCUGAGCUCUACAGGGCAUCUCAGGCAGAGAAGACAGAUAAUACCUUUGACAGUCAGGUGGUGCAGUAUGAGCCUGCACAUCAUGGGUCCAUUAACACAGUGACCACUCUCAGUCCAGACCUGUGUGUUUCUGGCGGGAGUGACCAGGCUGUGGUGGUGUAUGACUGGAAACAAGGCCGGAUGUGUCAGUCUUUCCAGGGCCACAACCGAGAGGUUACCAAGGUGAUUUGUUAUCCAGGUAGUACAUGGAUCUUUAGUGCCUCACGGGACAAAACUGUACUGAUGUGGGACCUCAACCAGGGAGACGAACCUAUUCAGGAAUUCUGUGGGCAUGAGUUGGUGGUCAAUGGACUAGCUAUCAGUCCUGAUGGAAGAAAGCUGUGCACUGGCUCUCGUGACAACUGGAUGUGCCUGUGGGAUAUAGAAUCUGCAAAAUGUGAACAGAGACACAACAUAUCUAGAAACCUGGUGACUCAUGUAUGCUGGGUUCCAGCCAGCUCCUCUAUUGUCCAGACCUCCGAGGAUAAGACUAUAAGGGUGUGGGACAGCCGUGUAUGGCAGGUGACCAAUACUUUUCCAGCUAAGCAGUACAUCCAGACCCACUGUGAUGUCUCUCCAAAUGGAAACUACUUGGUGUCCAGUAGCAAUGGCUUUGGAGGACAGGGGUGUGAAGCCACACUCUGGGACCUGCGUCAGCCUGGCUGCAAAGUUGUGGAGUACAGAGGCCACCUCCAAACCACAGCCUGCAGUGUGUUUCUCCCCAUGCAUCCUGGUGGCACAGCUCGAGUGGGAACAUCCUCCCAUGACAGCUCUGUCAAAAUCUGGGAUCAACAUACAGCAGUUUGUUUAGGGACGCUGUCUCUGGAAGGUGCCGGUCCACUGGUUUCGUUGGCACCGAGUGAUUCCAGCAAUCUGUUGUGUGCCAGCUUUAACAAUGGCGUUCAUCAUAUCCAGGUGGACCAGGGACCACAGCAGGCUCAGAGUUCUGGUGCAGGUGGUGCAGGGGGUCUGGAUGUUAAAGUUGUGGCACGUUUUUGACACCCAAGGAGUGCCAGGUGUGAAUUAUAAUGUGAACAGCCAGAGACUCAGCGAGAACGCAUCGCUGGCUAUGGAAAUCAAGUCAUUUUAUUUUAUUUAUUUAUUUUUUACAGACUUUAUUUCUAUAAACAUUUUUGAUUUAUUAGAUUGCCAUGCAGUGAAAAGAGGCGACAAUAAUGACGUAUGGAAGAUGCAACUUUUGUCCAAUACUGGCCCACCAUGGAUGUCCAUCAUAGAUACUCUUCAUGGGGACUAAAAACAAGAAAUCAUACCUACAGUCACCACCAGAGUAACAUGAUGGAGGGCAGGAUUUACCUGUUUUUUUUUUUAUAUAUAAACUGCCACUUUAUUUAGAAAUAUGUACCAUGAGGGUAAACAGCCAUUCCAAUAGGUGAUUGUAGUUUACAUUGAGUGGUUCAAGUUCUUGCACAGUUAACUAAAUUGCCAAAAACUACUAGACAGCCUCUCGCUGUUGUAUUGUUGGUCUAGGCUCUGUAUACAUUGACUUACUUUGUCUGGCUGAUGUUGUCUAUUUAGCCCAAAGUAAUAUUUACAAAAUUUUAUGAGCUGCUAUAGUUUGGUGCAGAUGUUGUUUUGCUUUUGUUGGUGAGAUGAUUGCAGUUUGGUCACCGUUUUCUACCACUGACAGUUCUGGCACUAGGUGGUGCUAAUUAAUCUUAACAACUGAACAACUGGACUAGUGGAUUAUUUUUGACAAACUGAACUGCCCAGAUUACAAAGGAUCAGAUUGAGUGGAUGUCUCAUAAUUAACAGUACAAGAACUUAAGCACUCAAUUAAAUACAAACUAAUGCACGGUGAAAAGAGGAGGAGUGAACCUGCUGUUUGGUCAGUUUUUAUACAUCAUGAGCCAUGAAGGAGAAUUUGAAGCCCAGAAUAAGCAAUCGUUUUUUGUUUCCUGAUGUUUCUUUUUUUCUUUGUUUUUUUUGUUUGUCAGCAAAUGUGAUGUCAGCAAAAGAGCUUGUUUGUAUGCUGAUAAUAUUUAUUAGUUUGUAUUUUAACGUCAACCUGUUGGGGUUUAAAGAUCAGGUCAGUACAACACCAAACUGUAACACAUCUGGUUGCCAUGUAAACGUAAAUGGACAAAGACUUUUUUCUUUUUAAAAAAAGAUAGAGAUCCUGAUAUUUUUGUGAAAAGCAGCUGAUAGUUGAAUGUUUUUUGUAGUGUUAAUUGUAAUUUUUAAAAGUACUAUGCAAAAUACCAGAGUAAUUCCACUUUUUUAAUAAAACGUUGACUCAGUAAACACGGAAAAUACGAAAUAUUGCAAAACUAAAGUUGAAAUGCUGUGCAGGCUGUCCACAUAAAACUUUCCAGCAGUUACUUUAGAUCUUAUUUAAUCAAGGCUGAUGAAGAAUUUAAGUGUUGCAGAUGCUGAAGUACACGCUGCAGUUUAGCAACCCUUUUCAUAAAUAACUGAACUUGUUUUGGAGAUAUGAAACAAACUAUUAUUGUAUUUACAGUGUAGGUUUAAACAGUUUAAAUACAACAGCAUUCACCUUUUUUGUUUUACAGACCUAGAUGGCCAUCUGUCACAAGGACAGUUGUUGCUUCAGCUUCCAAUUUAAUCAAACAAAAAUGUUUUGGUCAGGGAUGAGAACCACAAUGACUAACUUAUAUUUUAUGUGCUGCGAGAUGAGUUCAGAUACAACAUAUGGAUGCUCAUCUGUGGAAUAUGCUCAGAGUCACUUUAUUAGGUACAUUUGUUCAACUUUGCCAGUUAGGCUGGUCUGAGUGUUUCAAAAACUGUUGAUCUGCUGGGAUUUUCCCACACAGCCAUCACUAUGGCUAUCUAAAAAUUGAAAAUAUCCAGCAAGUGGGAGCUCUCUGGGUGAAAAUGCCUUGCUGAUGUCAGAGGAGAAUAGAGAGAACGAUCUGAGCUGAUAGGAAGGCAACAGUAACUCAAAUAACAAUUUGUUACAACCGAGAUUUACAGAAGAGCAUCUCUGAACGCACGCUCUGUCAAACAUUGAAGUAGAUGGGCUAGAGCAAAGACCACACCAGGUGCCGCUGCUGUCAGCUAAGAACAGGAACCAGAAGCUACAGUUCACAUGAACUCACCAAAAGUAGAUAAUAGAAGAUCAGAAAAAUGUUGCUUGGUCUGAUGAGUCUUGAUUUCUGCGUAGUGUUCAAAUUUUAGUCUCAAAAUUUGGUGUAAACAACAUGUAAGCAUGGAUCCAUCUUGCCUUGUAUCCUCUUAUGGUGGUAUAAUGGUGUCUAUAUUUUCUUGACAUGCUUUAGGUUCCUCAGUCCCAACUGAGCGUUGUUUAAAUACCAAAGCCUACCUGAGUAUUGUAGCUGACGACGUCCUGCACCAUGUCACAAAACUCAAAUAAAUCACAAUUGCUUUCUUGAACAUGACAUGGUACUCAAGCAGCCUCUACAAUCACAAAAUCUCAAUCUAAUAGAGCACCUUUGGGAUGUGGUGAAACAGGAGAUGUCGUGGAUGUGCAGCCAACAAAUCUGUAGCAGCUGCUAUCAUGUUAAUAUGGAUCAAAAUCUCUAAGGAAAGUUUCCAGCAAUUCACUGAAUCCAUGUCAUUCGGUAUUAGGGCCCUUAUGAAGUCAAAAGUGACCCAGUACCACCAUAGCGUAUAUAAUAAAGUGUCGGGGGAGUGAAUAUUGGUGUAGUCUUUGCUGAAAAUGGGCUUGUUCCAGAUAGAUGAUAGGUAGCAACUAAAGAUUGCAAGGAAACUAAUGAGUUUCGGUGAUGGAUUGUUCUGUCAAAAGGUGCUAAGAAGUCCCCACAGCAGUUAUUCUAUCUACCCUUGGGGAAGAAAACCAGUGGUAGAGAAGGUGAGAUUUAGUUUUGUUUGGAUAUUUGUCAAGCUGCCAGAUGACUCAGUUCAUUCUGUGUGUUUGAUAUCGUAUAAUACAGCAAUAAAAGCAUUUCAUGUCAUAGUGGUAAAGCUUUAUUGCUCUUUGUGUCUGAUGACUUUUUAUCUAGGUCACAGCCUUAUAUUUUAUCCACCACCUUGCGUAGGACUGCUUUAAAUUCAUCAGGUUAAUAACACGGUUAUAUGAAACUAUUUGUAGUAAUACCAUGAAUUUGAGAGGUGCAAAUCUACAAAACAAAACACUCCUGUUGGUAAAGUUGUACAGCACUUUGGUCUACCAGGUGUGUUUUUAAAAUGCUAUAUAAAUAAAUAAAUGAUGAUGACAAUAAAGUUUACACAGGAAAGCUGCCAAGUACAACUUCAUUUUUCUCUCAUCAGGCACUGGCAAUUUUCUGAAGGUUAUUUGUUUUGCUUUACCACGAAAGCCUGUUUUGAGAUCACUGUUUUCCCACUGUUUCCAAUCCUUACUUCACUGUUUCAGUAAUGCUCUUUCCAUUUGUGAUGGUCAUACUGGAACUAUAGGUUGAACUAUAGGCUGAGCACUUUCUUACAAUAAGAGUAUUGAGUGUAAUAUACAGCUUUUUACAGUAUCGUGUAUUUUUGCUGGGAUAACUGCUGCCAAAAGUGAUCAUUUAAUUCCCAAUCUGGCUGAAUGGGAGCACCUAUUCCCAAACAAUCACGGCCUUUUAGCAACCAAAUAAAACCUUUUAGCACCACCUAGUGUUAGAAAUAUAAUUGAAAGAACACUUCCAGUAAUUACUAGCUAUACUACAAUAUUGAAGCAAUUGUUUAGGUGAAGAAUUGCAAACCAAAUAGCCAUUUACUUUUAUUGUGUAUUAUGAAACUGAGCAUGAAGCAAUGUGUUUC